CGCUGACGACGGAAGGAAACAUGUCGGCAGCUGAGACGACCACAAAGGAGUCUCAUGAAGAAAGUUACACAGAAACCCAGUCAGAGUCAUUAGCUGGACCAAGUCGUGUAAAUGAUGAGGAUAUUGACUUACCUGCUGUGGCCAAAGCGACUGACUGUCAAUCAACACAUGAACUGGAGGCUAACCGCACCAGUGCUGAUGACGUAGAGAGCCGCUCUCGGGUCACCUCACCAACUUCUAAACCUUCUCAAGAACAAACAACACCAUCUCCCCACCAGUCACCUCAUGGGGCUGUUGUUGCAUCCCCUGGCAGAGCCAAAAUGAGUGUUUCUGGGCCCAGUGGUUGCAGUAAAUCUGCUCCUUCUCUCUCUUCUUCUUCCUCUCCACCCUCCUCUGCUGCCACGGCAUGCUCUCCUUCCGUCUCACCGAAUACAGCGAAGGUCCAUCGGGCACGCAAGACCAUGAACAGACCUGUUUUAGCCAAGAAGAUCUCCAGUGAAAGACCAGUCACUCCUUCUGGAUCAAGUGCAGCAGCUUCUCCUGACACAGAAACAGUGGCAAAAAAGAGGAAACUCAGUGUUUCAGAUGCACCGGAGAAAUCUGACAACAUUCCACACAACUCUCUAAUUCUUUUAAAGAAUGGUUGCAGGGAAGCUGACGACACACAAGAGAGCACAUCGAGUCAUUGUUCUCCACCAGAGCUGAAGAAAAUUGACAGGGGUAGGAAAGCAGGCGAACAGUCCUGGCCAGAGGCGGACGUGGAGAAAUGCACAGAUGACAUGUUGAAAGGAUCUGCAGGUGAGUCCACGGACUACACCGAGGUUCCUUUGGGGGCUCUGGACAUUGCUGCCGCGGACAGUCUUACUCUGUCACCACAUCAUGAGGGCAGUGAGGCUGGCGACACGGAGAGGAUGGAGGAGCUUCCUCUGUGCAGCUGCAGGAUGGAAGCUCCUCGUGUGGACGCUGGCGGCAGUGGUGACAGCAGACAGUGCAUGGCCACAGAGAGCAACAACGGAGAGCUGAGGGCUUGCACCAACCAGACCAUGAAAGCAGAAACCAUGCGCCCGUCCAGUCGGAUUCCCCUCAUGGUCCUUUGUGACGUCCACCGUUCUCACAUGGUCAAGCACCACUGCUGCCCAGGAUGCGGCUACUUCUGCAUAGCGGGGACGUUUCUUGAGUGCUGUCCAAACCAGAGCAUCGCCCACCGUUUCCACCGCAGUUGUGUGACAGUGUUGGGCGGGGGGCGGAGUCGAGCCACCGGUGGGAUGCUGUUCUGUCCUCAUUGCGGCGAAGACGCCUCGGAGGCUCAGGAGGUCACGCUACCCGCCUCUUGCUCAGCGGCAUCGUCAGCCUCCACAGUGGUCACCAUGUCAGCCUCCUCCACCACCACGUCGUCGCUGCCACCGCACACUCCCUCCGCCCUCUCGCUCACAGCCUCAACAGGGGCGGUGAAGAACGACAAGAUGCCAGCACGACCCCUCAGUGCUAGAAUGCGAAGCCGCGGCCUCAUGACAGUUGCGGUGGAGCCAGAGCAGCAGCAGACAUCGCAGGCUCUAGCCACGACCAUCACCACCAUUCCUGCCUCAGAAGAAGGCGUGGACAGUGUGGGCCCUUCUCUUUGUUUGCCGAACGGGAAACCUGUUUGUCCAAGUGCGCUUCCACCUGGGCCCAGCAGGGCGGCGCUGCAGAAGGCCAUCCUCAACCAGGAGUCAGAGAGGAAGAAGAAGGUCAGGUUCCACCCCCGACACCUCUACCAAGCAGCCAAGCAAGGGGAGGUGCACAGAGUUCUUCUCAUGCUCAUGGAAGGCCUUGACCCGACGUACCAGCCGGACUCCCAGAACAAACGCUCUGCUCUUCAUGCUGCGGCUCAGAGAGGACAGCUGGAGCUGUGCUACAUCCUCAUCCAGGCUGGGGCUCAGGUGGACGCCCAGGACAAGGACACGCGGACUCCUCUGCUGGAGGCCAUCAUCAACAAUCACGCUGAAGUGUCUCGCUAUCUGGUGCAGAACGGCGCCACCGUCUACCAUGUUGAGGAAGAAGGUUACACUGGCCUUCACCACGCGUCCAAACAAGGAAACCUGGAGAUUGUUAGCAUGCUGCUGGAGACGGGCCAGGUGGAUGUAAACGCUCAGGACAGCGGGGGCUGGACUCCGAUCAUCUGGGCUGCUGAGCACAAACAUGUCAAAGUGAUCGAAGCCCUGCUGAACCGAGGGGCCAACGUCACCAUCAACGACAAGGAGCUGAAUGUGUGCCUCCACUGGGCGGCGUACGCAGGGAACGUGGACAUAGCGGAGAUGGUGCUGAACGCCGGCUGCUCCCUGGACUGUGUCAACAUGCACGGAGACACGCCGCUUCACAUCGCUGCCCGCGAGGGAUUCCUGGAGUGCGUCACGCUGUUCCUCUCCCGAGGGGCCAACAUUGACAUUGUGAACAGAGAAGGCGAAACGCCGCUGACCCUCGCUCGAGUCGACACCCCCGUUUGGGUGGCACUGCAGAUCAACAGGAAGUUACGACGAGGGAUCAGCAACCGCAUGCUGCGCACGGAGAAGAUAGUCAGCAGUGACAUCGCCCAGGGCUAUGAGAACGUCCCCAUCCCCUGUGUCAACGCGGUGGACGACGAAGGCUGUCCAUCUGACUACAAAUAUGUGUCUGAGAACUGUGAAACGUCAGCGAUGAACAUCGACCGCAACAUCACACACCUGCAGCACUGCAGCUGCACGGACGACUGCUCAUCCAGCAACUGCCUGUGCGGUCAGCUGAGCAUCCGCUGCUGGUACGACAAGGACCAGCGCUUGCUGCAGGAGUUCAACAAGAUCGAGCCUCCCCUCAUCUUCGAGUGCAACAUGGCGUGCUCCUGUUACAGGACCUGCAAGAACAGAGUGGUCCAGGCUGGUAUCAAAGUCCGUCUUCAGCUCUACAGGACGGAGAAGAUGGGCUGGGGCGUUCGAGCGCUGCAGGACAUCCCGCAAGGGAGCUUCAUCUGCGAGUACGUUGGUGAGUUGAUUUCAGACGCCGAGGCAGACGUGCGGGAAGACGAUUCCUACUUGUUCGACCUGGACAACAAGGAUGGAGAGGUCUACUGCAUCGACGCUCGUUAUUACGGCAACAUAAGUCGCUUCAUCAACCACCUGUGUGAUCCCAACCUCAUCCCCGUGCGAGUCUUCAUGCUGCACCAGGACCUGCGCUUCCCCCGCAUCGCCUUCUUCAGCUCCAGAGACAUCCUUAGCGGCCAGGAGCUGGGGUUCGACUAUGGCGACCGAUUCUGGGACAUCAAGAGCAAGUACUUCACCUGCCAGUGCGGAUCAGAGAAGUGCAAACACUCGGCCGAGGCCAUCGCGCUGGAGCAGAGCAGAGUGGCCCGCAUGGAGGCGUGCGGUGACAACGCCGACGACUGCGGGGCCACAGUUAUUUAACCUCAGCUGGUCCAGGAGCGUUUCUGUGGCUGUGUGAUGACGUCAGCAUUUAUCUUUGUUUACUGUAAAUACGCUUCACCUGGACACAAACGAUUGUGCAGCUCGUGACUUCUGUUUUUUUUAAGACCUGAAGAUUUUAUGUGUUUAUGUGGAUUCAUGUUUUUUUUACACGCUUU
This is a messenger RNA of Synchiropus splendidus (mandarinfish), 3589 nucleotides long. It is a transcript of the gene ehmt2, whose product is annotated as euchromatic histone-lysine N-methyltransferase 2. NCBI's taxonomy places the organism in Eukaryota, Metazoa, Chordata, Actinopteri, Syngnathiformes, Callionymidae. The record is from RefSeq and is a predicted model, not a curated record. The transcript is spliced from 27 exons. Gene Ontology annotation, cellular component: nucleus. Gene Ontology annotation, molecular function: p53 binding; zinc ion binding; protein-lysine N-methyltransferase activity. The coding region runs from base 21 to 3413 and encodes 1130 amino acids.